Tripterygium wilfordii is the source of this 1712-nucleotide messenger RNA. RefSeq names its product cytochrome P450 714A1-like. Lineage: Eukaryota; Viridiplantae; Streptophyta; Magnoliopsida; Celastrales; Celastraceae. The transcript has 4 exons. The record is from RefSeq and is a predicted model, not a curated record. The coding region runs from base 37 to 1659 and encodes 540 amino acids. Gene Ontology annotation, molecular function: heme binding; oxidoreductase activity, acting on paired donors, with incorporation or reduction of molecular oxygen; iron ion binding.
GUCCGAAGGUGGAUAGAGAGCAGGAAAGAAAUUAAAAUGGAGGUCUCUCAUCUGGUUUCUUCUUCUUCUUCUUCAGUUGUAAUAAGUAUUGUUGCGGGGCUUGUUUUGGUAAUUGUUGUUCAUCUCUACAACAGUACUAGUGUAUGGAUUAAGUCUCAAAGGGUGAAGAGAAAGCUUCAGGAGCAAGGGAUCAAAGGUCCACCGCCUUCUUUCAUCUCCGGCAAUCUCAACGAGAUGCAGCUCAUCAUCCAACGGGAGUCUAAAAGGAAGGAUCCACCUCACGCCGACGUUGUUUCACAAGAUUACACCUCCACUCUCUUCCCUCACUUGGAACACUGGAGAAAACAAUACGGGCUAGUGUACACGUAUACCUUAGCAUUUAAGCAACACCUGUAUGUGAACGAGCCGGAGCUAGUCAAGGAGAUGAACCACUUGAACACUCUGGAUUUGGGUAGGCCUCCUUACAUGUCCAAGAAGCUCGCACCUCUCCUAGGCAACGGCGUAGUCAGAUCCAAUGGGCCUUUUUGGGCCCAUCAAAGGAAACUCAUAGCCCAAGAAUUCUUCAUGGACAAAGUCAAGGGAAUGGUGGGAUUGAUGGUGGAGUCAGUGGUGCCAUUGUUAGAUAAAUGGGAAGAGAAAAUUAAAGCACAAGGUGGUGGGAUGGAAGCAGAAAUUGAAGUCCAUGAGGAUUUGAGGAGUCUCACUGCAGAUAUGAUUUCCAGGGCUUGUUUUGGGAGCUCUUAUGACAAAGGCAAGCAAAUUUUCUCCAAGCUUAGGACUCUUCAAACAGCCAUCAGCAAUAGUAGUGGAAACUACCUCUUCAGUGCUGCUAAUUUUGGAUUUCUACCCACCAAGAAAGAAAAGGAGAUCAAACGUGUAGAAAAAGAGAUCGAAUCAUUGAUAUGGGGGACAGUACAAGAAAGGGAAUUAACACAAUGUUCAAGAGAGGACAAGGAUCUAAUGCAGCUGUUAUUGGAAGCAUCAGUGAAUGAUGAUACCAAGGAAGGCAAAGACAAGCUCUCCUCUAAGCAAUUUGUCGUGGACAAUUGCAAGAACAUAUACUUUGCUGGCCACGAAACUACAGCUAUCACGGCCUCUUGGUGUUUGGUGCUCCUGGCUCUAUAUCCGGAAUGGCAAUCCCGGAUACGAGCAGAGUACUCUGCGUUCUGCAACAAUGGUGGACUAAUUAUCCCGGAUUCGGACUCAGUUUCCCGAUUAAAAUCUGUGAAGAUGGUAAUCCAUGAAACAUUGAGACUUUAUCCACCAGCAGCAUUCGUGUCGAGGGAGGCAUUGGAAGAAACUCAAGUAGGGAACAUUUUAGUGCCAAAGGGUGUAUGCAUUUGGACAGUCAUAUCGACCUUGCAUCGAGACCCUCAUACUUGGGGAUCGGACGUCAAUGAGUUCAGACCGGAGAGGUUCGCGGAUGGCGUGUCGAAAGCCUGCAAGUUCCCUCAAGCCUACAUUCCGUUCGGAGUGGGUCCACGCUUGUGCUUGGGAAAGAAUUUUGCCAUGGUACAACUGAAGGUUGUGAUAUCCCUUAUAGUGUCCAGGUUUCAGUUCAAGCUGUCUCCAAACUACACACAUUCUCCUGUCUAUAGAAUGUUAGUAGAACCGGGAUAUGGGGUCGCCAUUAUUGCUCAAAAGGUUGAGGAUCGAUGAAACAUGUCGUAAAUAUGCAUCAACAUGACGUUUGCAUGAUUUCUUUCUAGCUA